AUUCGGAGCCUGAGAAGUUGUGCUAGAGAAAAUGAAAUACGUGGUAUUUAUAGCCGUAUCCUGCUUAGUAGCCGCUUAAUGAGGAAACGUGCUGCUUACGAGCUUCCAGACUGUUUUUGUGUGACUGCAACUAUGUGUGGGUACUAUGCUGACAUAGAAAACAACUGCAACAGUUUCCACAUUUGUGAGCCUAGGAUUCGAGAAGACGGAACCACAGAAACUUUACAGUUUAGCUUCUUCUGUGAAAACCAGACAGUCUUUGACCACGUUUCACUAACUUGUGCUCACCCAGAGGAUGUCGUGUCUUGUGCUAGCGCACGUGAAUUUUACAGUCUUAACAAUAACAUUGGUAUUCCAGACGCUCCAUCCUUAACUGAAAAAUAUCUGAAGAGAUCAGCUACUCCUCCGCCUAAGAAAAAAGAAAGUGACAUUAGGUUGAUCUACAAACGGUUCGUCUUUUAUCGUCAUACAUCAACAGCAAUGAUGAAAUACGUGUUUUUUGUGGCUUCAAUGUUCUUGGCGAUUACUUUUUCAUUUCCACGGGUAAAACGUGAGGCCUAUGAUCUUCCAGCUGGAGCAGAUGAGAUAAUAAAAAAACAGAUAAUUACAAGUUUUAGCUGCGAGGGUUACAAUUAUGGAUACUACGCUGACAUAGAAAACGACUGUAAGAUUUUCCACGUUUGCCUUCCUCAAACGCUGCCCAAUGGAGAGCAGAUUGUUUCUCAUUAUAGUUUCUUCUGUGGAAACCAGACAGUUUUCAACCAACUUACACUUACUUGUGCUUUCCCAGAAGAGGCCGUGCCCUGUGGCAAAGCAUCUGAGUUUUACAAUGUCAACGACAACAUUGGAAUUGAAGACGCUUUAUUUUUAACUGAUGAUGUUGUGCAAAGGGCAAAUGCUUUGAUUUACGAAUUUGGGUCUCGUCUAAAUGGAAAAUAAACUGUUGGGGUGAAGGGGUCACAAACCACCAAGCAGGCUAUACAGAACGUAUUCCAGCUAGGGUUGUCACAAUUCUUAUUUAAUGUGUCACUAAUAAUGAAAGCUUUAAAGUAAACUUAUUUGUUACUUUAUUUUAUGUUUCAAAUGAACUGAGUUUCAUCUUAAUCCAAAAUUCCAAUAUGUGAAGUAAGAGCCAAUUUAAUGUGUUAGAACAACAAUAUUUUUGUUUCAUUAUGCACUGUAUUGUCUUCUAACUGGGUUUAAUUUUCUUAAACUGUCAUGGUUUAAGGUACAUAUAUUUGGUUAAACUUCAAACAGUUGAACAUUUUGUUAAGCUUUUUUUCUAAUGGUCUAUUUGUGUAUUAC
This is a messenger RNA of Limulus polyphemus (Atlantic horseshoe crab), 1305 nucleotides long. RefSeq lists its product as uncharacterized. Gene Ontology annotation, molecular function: chitin binding. NCBI's taxonomy places the organism in Eukaryota, Metazoa, Arthropoda, Merostomata, Xiphosura, Limulidae. The coding region runs from base 79 to 939 and encodes 286 amino acids. Gene Ontology annotation, cellular component: extracellular region. The transcript is spliced from 7 exons. The record is from RefSeq and is a predicted model, not a curated record.